This is a messenger RNA of Oryzias latipes (Japanese medaka), 3953 nucleotides long. RefSeq names its product microtubule-associated protein, RP/EB family, member 3a (gene mapre3a). The record is from RefSeq and is a predicted model, not a curated record. Lineage: Eukaryota; Metazoa; Chordata; Actinopteri; Beloniformes; Adrianichthyidae. Gene Ontology annotation, molecular function: microtubule binding.
UCAACUGCCUGACGAGCACGAGCCGCGCGCAUGCGCGCUGCGCAGGGUAGUUACAGCCUCCAAGCUAGCAAAGCGCUGCGCGAGACAUCGACGGAAGCAUCUCCGCGUGACCCCCCCCCCUUCGCAGACGGUAUGGCGGUCAACGUGUUCUCCACAUCCGUGUCCAUCGACAAUCUGAGUCGACAUGACAUGCUGGCAUGGGUCAACGACUCGCUUCAUCUCAACUACACCAAGGUGGAGCAGCUGUGCUCAGGAGCGGCUUACUGCCAGUUCAUGGACAUGCUGUUCCCCGGCUGCGUCCUUCUGAAGAAGGUCAAGUUUCAGGCCAAGCUGGAGCACGAGUUCAUACACAACUUCAAAGUCCUUCAGGCCGCCUUCAAGAGGAUGAGCGUGGACAAGAUCAUCCCAGUCGAAAAGCUGGUCAAAGGGAAGUUCCAGGACAACUUUGAGUUUGUUCAGUGGUUCAAGAAGUUCUUUGACGCCAACUACGACGGAAAGGAGUACGACCCGAUCCUCGCCAGGCAGGGGCAGGAUGGGGUCCCGCCCCCCAACCCAGGACCACCGCGGACGUCCCCAACAGUUCCUAAGAACAUGCCGAUCCCACAGCGGGUCCAGCACAACCCCCCAGCCGUGAGGAAGAACGCGUCCUUGUCCAGAAAUGGGGGCAGCGAUGGAGACAUCAUAGAGCUCAACCAACAGCUGAUGGAGCUGAAGCUGACGGUGGACAGUCUGGAGAAGGAACGGGACUUCUACUUCAGCAAGCUGCGGGACAUCGAGCUGAUCUGCCAGGAGCACGAGAGCGAGAACAGCCCCACCCUCAGCGGGAUCGUCGACAUUCUGAUGGCUUUGCCCCCCCGGAUGAUGAAGACUUGGACGAACAAGCCCACCUGGACCAGGAUGAAUACUGAGCCCCGCCCCCUGGACCUCCUUCAUUUCCUGAUCUUUUUUUGUCUUCCACCUUUUUUCCCAAAUGUUUGAUUUCUCCGCUUCAUGGUUUGUGAAGGUAAUGGUGUAGUGGGAGAGCGUCUGCGACUGGGAAGUUGUGGGUUCAAAUCCACCAUGGUUGACGAACACCAAAGACUCCAGAAAUGGGACCCAAAGUGUCCCUGCUUUACACUCGGCUCUACAAUGCUGGAACGGGGGGGGGGUAAACCAGCAAGAGGUUCCGGAGCGCGUAGUUCCUUUUUUUUUUGGGGGGGGGGGGGUCAACUGCAUUUCACAUGAUGGGAUUUACACCUACAAAGAAGAAAAUCAUCAACCAAGCUGCUCCCCAGCUCUAACGUGGAACCAGCUGGAACCUUCAGACAAAUCCACCAAAAACCAGAAGAAACUGAACUUUUGAUCCAACUGCUCUCUGUUCUGGCAUGUUUUCAAAAGGAUGUCAUGAGUCGACCCAUCAUUUUCUGUUUGCUUGUCCUGGUUCUGAUGGCUGGUGACUUUGUCUGAUGUGGGUGGGGGUCCAGCGAGGACCUGAAGCCAGAGUCCAUCUCAGCGCUGCCAUGAAACAGCAGAAUGUCAAACAAAGUGUCACCAGGGACGUUCUUCCCGCCGACAAGUGGUGUGAUGUAACAGACGUCCUCAUCGGAUCUGGGGGGUUAGCUCUGAUCAGAGGGAAAACGUUAGGGGGCGAUCUGUGGGGGGCGGGGGGCCCUGUUCCUGAAAUGAGACGGAGAGAUGAGGAGCUGAAACAAGAAUGAUGCUUUGGGUUUGGAGAAGAAGCUUGUUUGCAGAUUUUCUGUUUUUAUUGUUAAAAAUCCGUUUGGCCUGUGUGUACACUAAACCCCCCCCCCCCCCCCCCACAGAGACGGCCCCUUCAUGCAAACACAGGGAUGCCUGCAUCUGUCCUGCAGAAAGGGCUGAGACAGACGUUGGGUUGAAGUUUGUAAAGAUGUGUAGCAUGAAUUUAUUUAUUUAUUUAUGUCUUGGAAGCUUUUUAGGUGAAGCCAGAGCUGCUCCAGGGUGGUGUCAGCUUCACCCUGGGCUGGAUCGGCCAGAAAAGUGACUUGAAACCCUAAUAAAUCAAUAUUUAUUCCCCUACUUCUCAUCAGGUCCCCCAAGAUGUAGAUCUGAUGUAUUCAGAGCUGCUGUUGGUUUUGAGUUUCACAGCAUGAUGGGAGAUAAUCAGCAGCUACUGAUCAUCAGCUGAAGGAAGUGCUGACUGACAGGAUGGAUGCUUCCGGUGCUUAAGGGCAGGUGGAGCAGCUUGCGGCAGCAUGGUCAUGUAGCAGGUGUGCUUCAUGGUGUUCUGUGAAGGCGUUCUGACGGAACAGAAGUAUCUGGAACGUCUGCUAAGUUUUGAAUAAAGCAGCCGUGAGCAGAACCCUGCAUGUUCUCUUCUGUUCUAGGAGGGAUUCAUUGUUGUGGGGGACUACCAGCCCCGCCUGUAGGGGGUGUUGUUGUUGUGGUGCUCGUUCUUUUUAGGCCGGCGGGGGUCCUGCCCCGAGCUGCUGUGUUGGGCGGGGGCUUGGAGUGAAUGGAUCCCCGUUAUACCGAUUCCUCACAGCAGAACCGAGCCCGACUUUCUUUAAACUGCAGUUCUGGGUUUAGGGUUAUAUUGGGGGAAGUGGGUGGGUGGAGGGAAGAAUCUGAUGAGGGAGGGGGGCCAACUGUUUGUAAUUGUCCUGUGUUUUUACUGCUUUUAUUAAUUUUCAUCUUUUAUAAGUAUUUUACUUGCUUUUAUGUAAACCGCUCUGUGUUUUUAGUUGGAAUGAAAGACGCUACAAAUAAAGUUUCAGUCAGAGAAUCAGAAACGUUCACACGUUUGGCUAAAAGGUGGAACAGUUGGCACAUUUGGAACAGAAAUGAUGGAAUUCUGAUGUCAGACGUGUUGGUGGGUGGUUACGAUGGUAUGAUCACAUGGAUCCCUCUUAACCAGAGUCAGUGAUCUGUUGUGACCAGAAACCUUGGAGUCCUCAUGAAGAAGACUUUUAACUCUCACAUGAAUCAGCAAUGUCCUUUAAUCUGCACAGCAUUUCCCUCUUCAGGAGCAUCCGGGUUCAGAAUGAGAGAGAACGGAGUUCCAGCGUUUGUUUCUGCUGGACUUUCUUUACCAUCCGGCUGUUCAGAAACCCCUAAAACCUUCAGCUUCAGUCUGAAUGUGAAGUAGAUCAGAAUCACCAGUUUUAGCUUGAUGUCAUUGCUGCCUAGUAAAAGGCAGAACAUGGUGGUUUUCUGGCUUUCUCAGGCACACACACACACACACACAUGAAGACUGAAUGGUCCAGAGGGCAUUUUAUUCACAAAUUUCACAUAUCAAACACAAAAGCAGGAACAAGCAAAAACCUGAACUCUGAAAUGAGUCCUCGCAGCUUUUUAGACAAAACUUGGAACACCACAGCAGUUAUUCAUUUUCCAAACAAGGGCAGAAGAACGCGACAUGAACGAUGAUCUCACCUUUAGCAGACACAAAAAAGACAACAGUUGCAAUCCAGACUUGUAGAGAGAGGUAACCAGGACACUAAAGAAUAUUAUGAAGCCUUCCUUUAGUUAAACUGUGGGGUUUAAAUGCAGCAGAACAUUGGAGGUUACAGAGUUCCUGUCCAGGACUAGACAGACUCUACCAACCAGACGCUCCACCAUUUAGAUGCCAUACCAACCAGACACUGCACCACGCAGACGAUCUACCAAGCAGACGCUCUACAGACAUAGACGCUGCAACAACCCAUUGUUUGGUUCAUUCUCUGUUUUUAACAGUUUCUCUCAAGUCCUACAUUCUAUCACCAAAGUUUAAUGAAUAAAGUUCUUCAGGGGAUGGGGUCUUUAUGAUAACUAAAGAACUUAAUGAUGCAAGCGCAUCCACCAAUCACCUUAGGCCCACCUUUGAACUACAGUUUGAAUUGAAGAUAACUCUGAAAAAUGUAAAUGCGAGGGUGUGAAAUUCCAGAAAUACUUUUGAAAAUCAGUCAUGAAAAUGCCGCUAAGAACUUUUAAAUAAAUUCUCUGAAAGAACUGGA